AUUUUCCUUCCUAUCCUAUCUUCCAUUCAAGACACAGUGAAGUGGUUUAUGUGAAUUUUCCACUUAAUAUUCUCAAGAUCAUUUUGCUCACAGCCUAGAAAUACUUGUAUUUCUUUGCUUAACUGAGCUCAUGGGUAAUUUUGUUUCUAGACUCUUUGCAGCAAUCAUCAGCUCUCUGAAACCUCACUUGAAUGUCUACUCUAUCCAGGAGCAUGUAUUGGUCCCUUUCUAAGUACAGACACAGAUUUUAAAAUCAAAUUAUCACAGUUCUUGACUGCACUGCUAAUUACAUGACAAUUAUGAGUCAGAUUUUAUUUUGUCUCUUCCCACAGCAAGAAAAUUCAUGUUAGUACUUGAGCAAUAUCACUGCCAGAACUGAGCUUUCAUUUACAUAUUGAGGUCAUCGGUCUACUGGAAAUUUCCCUUUGAAAGUAAUAUAAAUAUCAGGGUCAGAGAAUCAUAUAUCGAAAGUGUGAUGGCAAAGAAGAAGCUUUGGUAAUUAGUUCUGGCUCCCAUCUGCCUCUGGCACACACUGCUCUGGCUGCAGGACAAUCAUUGAAGCAGUGUCAGACAUCUAGGUGAUCCAACUGGGACCAGCUCUACAGGAACAAAAGGGAGCUGAUCCAGGAUCACCAAAGUAAAGUGCAAUGGGAUCUACAGGAUUAUGUUUCUAUGGACACUGUGUUGUCAUGUUCCUUCUUCAGAUGAUCACACCAAGCUCAGAGCAGUUCACAGUGACUGGUUCAGAGGGUCCAGUCUUGACUCCACUGGGUGGAACCUUGGAACUCAGUUGUCAGUUGUCUCCACCACAAAAUGCACAGCACAUGGAGAUACGCUGGUUCCGGAACCAUUAUACACAGCCAGUACACCUGUACAGGGAUGGUAAAGACCUGCAUGGAGAAACUACCUCUAAGUAUGUGGAGAGGACAGAACUCCUGAAAGAUGCCAUUGGAGAAGGGAUAGUGACCCUCAGGAUCCUUAGCGUGACUGUUGAUGAUGAUGGUCCUUACCAUUGCGUCUUCAAAGAUGGCGAUUUUUAUGAAGAGCACAUAACAGAGGUCAAGGUCACAGCUGUGAACUUGCGGGUGCAGAUCCACCUGCAUCCUCCUAAUACCAAAGGUUUAAUAGUGGAGUGUCACUCUGGAGGUUGGUUCCCACGGCCUCUCAUAGAAUGGAGAGAUGACAGAGGAAAGGUCAUUCCAGCUGCAUCAAAAUCUCAUUCACAGGAUGGAGACAAACUGUUCAUUAUGAACAUGACCCUUCUCGUUAAAGACAGCUCCUCCCAGAAAGUCAUUUGCUGCUUUCAGAACCCUCUGACAGGCCAAGAGCAAAGGACAAGUGUUGUCCUAUCAGAUGCAUUUUUUUCAUGGAAUAAGAUUUGGAAAACAAUUCUGGGCAUAAUAUUAUCUGUGAUGGUGUUCUCUAUAAUGGUUUCCAGUUCUCAGCUAUGUUACAGACAUAAACUUUGCGUCUGUAGCUGGUACACCUGCUCUGCUCCUUGGGUGAUAGGCAUAUUGAUAAUGGUGUUUUCAGUAUCGAUUGUCAUAGGAGUCAUGUUGUGGAUGCAUAAGAAAGAAAGAGUUCCUGUUUCAGAUGCACAUUUUGAAUUGGAUACUUUGUGGGUGGAAGAUAUAAGCGUCAUUCUAUGUGCACUGAUGGUUUCUGCCACCAUGCUCAUUUCUUAUGUGUACUUCAGAUUGAGAGAGACUGUUGAACCUGAAAAUUGAAAGAGAAGGACCAGUUCCACAAUUUUGAGCCAAAUUUGCAUCAAGCUUUAAUUAAAUACUGGCUAACGAGCAGCGGUGGUGCAUACCUUUAAU
Molecule: messenger RNA, 1820 nt
Organism: Peromyscus leucopus (white-footed mouse)
Lineage: Eukaryota; Metazoa; Chordata; Mammalia; Rodentia; Cricetidae
Product: selection and upkeep of intraepithelial T-cells protein 1-like
Exons: 9
Coding region: 648-1727 (359 amino acids)
Biological process (GO): regulation of cytokine production; T cell receptor signaling pathway
Cellular component (GO): external side of plasma membrane
Molecular function (GO): signaling receptor binding
Source: RefSeq, a predicted model, not a curated record